CUGGGCGCACCCCCGACACCGACCUUGUGCAUUCCUCCAUCUCGCUCGCAAAACAGCGCCAACAGUAGAGCAGCAGCAGCAGCAGCAGUUGCCCUGGCUGCGCGCCCCCCCACCCACCACCCCGCUCGAUCCUCCCCUCUUCUUGGCCGUCCUCUCGGCGUACGCAGACACACACAACAAGCCACACUACCACCGCGCCCUGCGUGCUAUCACCGCCGCAUACAUCUGCUGCAGCAACAUCCUCAACCAUGAGCCGCCCAAACCUCGCAGGCCCCUCCCAGCCACCACUCGCACCUCCUCCUCCUCCAUCAUCCAUCCCAUCAGCGGCCCCGCCAAAAGCAAAACGGCCCCGCCAGUCCGGCCCAGACUCGGCAGCAGCAGCAAAGGCCACACCCUCAGUCAUGCGCGCAUCAACGUCAGCAAACCCCGGCCCGGGCGACCUCUCCAAAGUCCGCGCCUUUGCGGCCUGCCGGGCGUGCCGGCAGAAGAAGAUCAAGUGUUUGCCCGGCCCCGCGGCAGCGACGGCAGCGGGCGGCACAGCGGCCUGUCAGCAAUGUACCCAGUCCGGCACCGAGUGCGAGUACCAGCCCACACGCGACCGCGCGGCCUACUCGCGCGCAUACGUCCAGGACCUCUCGGGCCGCGUGCAGGCUCUCGAGGCGUUGCAUGCACGGCUCCUCCCUCUGCUGAGCGCGUACGAGGGCGGAUCGCUGCCGUCACUCCCCGUUUCGACGCCCAAGAAGUGGGAUGCCGGGAACCGGUCCGGCGUGGAAUCGGCCAUCGGCUCGGCGAUGCACUCGCCCCGCUCGCCGCGCUCAGACGGAGGCGACUCGGGCGAGGGCGAGGUCAUGAUGAUGGCCGACGAGCGUGGCAACUUCCGAUACAUCGGCUCGUCCAACACACUCAGCCUUAUUGAUUCGUUUGGAGGGCACCAGGAGGGACAGCAUCCAGCCCUCCAUCGCGAGUCGCUCGACGGCAUCGAGCCAAAGCCCAACCGUGGCUCGCCAGAGAACCACCCGUACUUUGGCGCUGUGGCUGGCGCUGGGUCUAUCGGCUCGGUAUUCCCCGGCCUCGAGGAGGCCAUCUUCCCCCCGCGCGCCGAUGCCGAGAAGAUGAUCGACGCGUACUUUGUGGAGGUGCACCCCGUGCUGCCAGUAGUCAACGAGCACGACUUCCGACGCGACUUUAACACGCUCAUGGAUAAGGUUGAGGUCGGCGACUUUUCGGGCCUCAGCGGUGGGUUCAUGUCAGUCGUCUUUGCAAUGUUUGCCCUCGGCGAGAGGGUGAUUGUUGUGGGACGGGCGUACCGCCGCGAGUGCACAAAAUUGCGUGAGGGCCGUGCAGACGACGACACGCUGCUGCCAGGAGAGGCCGAGGCCGGCGUCAUUUGGUUUGAACGGUCUCAAGUCCUGCAUUUCUCGACUAUACGCGAGAUCGACAUCCACCAGGUCCAAUGCUUGACACUGCAAGCAUCGUUCCAGGCCGCCGUCAACGCCAUGCCCAUGAGCUGGCUGUUGGCCAGCCAGGCUUUGCGCAUCGCCAUGGACAUUGGCCUCCACCGCGCGGCCCCAAGGUUCAAGGUCAGCUAUGCUAUCAAGCAGCUCGGUUCGCGAUGCUGGUGGGCCAUCUACGGCCUCGAGAGAUUGAUUUCCAUCACGCUCGGUCGGCCCCUCGGCUGUGAUGACCGUGAUGUCGAUGUCGCGUACCCUGUCGAGAUCGACGAUGCGGCUCUCCACGCGCUCGGGGACACUCAGGCCGAAGACGUCGGCGAUAUUCCUCCCGAGCCCCAAGAGUCAACAAUGUCGGGAUUCGUCGCGCUCACAAAGCUUUGCAAGAUUGCCGGCAGAGUCUCGCAGGUGCUCUACCGGCCGUUGAACGGACGCUCGGUCAACGACCCAUCGUGGGCCACGAGCCAGCAGAAGACGUUUGACAAGCUCGACAAGAUGCUUCGCGACUGGCUUGAGCACGAGGUGCCGAAAAAGUACAAGGACCCGUCCCCCUCUCGGCCCGUCUCUCUCAUGUCGGCUGUCCUGUCCAAUGCCUACUUUGCCGUGCUCAUCACGUUGCACCGCAACCUCCUCCCCUCCAACCCCGACUUCCCGCGUCCCAAGCCCGUCGCGUCGUCUCAGUCGCUUGCGCACUGUGUCGACGCGGCGCGUUCGGUUAUCCACGUCGCAGCGCAGUCCAGAGUCAUGGUGCCGGUAUCCCACCACAUCGCCGUGUUCUGCCAGUACCUCUGGUCAUCCUCGGUUAUUCUCUUACUGUGCGAGGUCAGAGCCAAGGACCAGGUCGUCGUCGACGCGGUCGGUGCGCAGAUCGACUCGUGCCGCUCCUCGCUGCGGACGCUGGAGCCAGCGUGGCCCGGGUGCAGGAAGCUCCGUGAGCUUCUCGGCGACGUGGAGAACAGGGCCAAGGAGGUACGCGCCGGACUGGGGCGUCCAGCCGCAACAAACAAGAAGCGCAAGUCGUCUUCUGCCGACUCGCAGGACGCCAAGGCGCGGAGGCAGAGCAAGGCGUCCAACGCGUCGGCAUCGGGUGCCACCGUCGUCCCCGGAGAGUGGAAGCACCCCUCGUCUAUCCGGGAACGGUCGUACGAGACGUCGGACGCGCGCACGCCGCUCCAGCCGCCCGCGACGCACUUCUCGACCCCUGCCGUCCCAGAACACGUCGCAGGUGGCAUUGACAUGCCGCUGCCGACCUUCGACCUCUUCGACGUCGGCGACAUGAACUUUGACGGCUUGGAGAUGCUGAGCGGGUUCACGUCCAACGACCCAUGGAACGGCGAGACGGCUCUCGCGGUCCCGCCACAGCAGACGCCGCAGAGCCAGGGAGGGCAGGGCAACCAUGUCUCGCCGAACGGGCCGAGAAUGAGCUUUGCGUCGGCCGGCUCGUCGGGCCCCACGCCGCCGAUGUCGAGCAUGAUCAACACUACCACGCCGUCGCCGUCAGUCAGCACCGGCACGGCGCCAGCGCAGAACCAACCAUCGUGGUUCAACGGCGCAACACUCGACCAGGCCCAGACGCCUACGGUUGAGAUUUCGGAAAUGUGGGCUCAGAUCGCCGGCACCAGCUUUGACUGGGAGGCCGACCCGACUGUGCCGUUCAACAUUUAGUGGUGGUUGGUGUAAUAGGGAUGAUGAUGG
Messenger RNA from Vanrija pseudolonga, 3143 nucleotides. Its product is annotated as Cutinase transcription factor 1 alpha. The transcript is spliced from 5 exons. Gene Ontology annotation, biological process: DNA-templated transcription; regulation of DNA-templated transcription. Bases 249 to 3113 code for a protein of 954 amino acids. Lineage: Eukaryota; Fungi; Basidiomycota; Tremellomycetes; Trichosporonales; Trichosporonaceae. The record is from RefSeq and is a predicted model, not a curated record. Gene Ontology annotation, molecular function: zinc ion binding; DNA-binding transcription factor activity, RNA polymerase II-specific; DNA binding.